Molecule: messenger RNA, 3036 nt
Organism: Xenopus tropicalis (tropical clawed frog)
Lineage: Eukaryota; Metazoa; Chordata; Amphibia; Anura; Pipidae
Gene: epn3
Product: epsin 3
Cellular component (GO): cytoplasm
Source: RefSeq, marked provisional
CUGACAGGGACACGGUCGCAGGGACAGACUGAGAAAACAUCUUAAGGACACCGACGAUUAACGGAGAGGUGCGGUGAGAGUGAGACUGGCAGCGGCAAGGCAAGACUGGCACGGGCAAUAGAGCAACAUUCAGAAAGCUGGGCUGUUUCUAUAUCUAAACUGCUUUCAGCUCUUCAUCCCUACAACCUACCUACACCUACAGAUGCAGAGCUGAGCUCUCCUAUCCGGGCCGGCUCCGUUCCUAUACACACACAUAUUUGGUUCCUCCGAUACCGACGUAUCUGAACAUGACAUUGCGUGGUUGAGUCAGAUAGAUUUAUUAAACAGCUGCUCCCUGCGGUGAAGAAGAAGAAGAAGACGGAAGAGGAACUGUUCUGUACAUCUAAAAAAAGAACUAAAGGAUUUGGGUGGGGUUUGGUGUACAGACCCAUUAUAUUCGGUUCUGCAUUCCUACUUCUAUCAAAAAAAAAUCCAUCAUGGCCACAUCAUCCAUACGGCGUCAAGUAAAGAACAUCGUACACAAUUACUCGGAAGCAGAAGUCAAGGUUCGAGAAGCCACUUCCAAUGACCCAUGGGGUCCAUCUACGUCCCUCAUGUCUGAGAUUUCUCUCAUGACGCACCACGCCGAAGCCUUCCCCGAGGUAAUGAUUAUGAUUUGGAAGAGGCUGAACGACAGUGGGAAGAACUGGCGCCACGUGUACAAAGCUCUCACCCUCCUGGAUUAUCUUAUAAAGAAUGGGUCGAAGAAGGUGGUAGAGGAAUGCAAUGAGAAUAUCCACUCUGUACAGACACUGAAGGACUUUCAGUUUCUAGAUCGCGAUGGAAAGGAUCAAGGUAUCAAUGUGCGGGAAAAGGCGAAGCAAAUUGUCUCCUUGCUGAAAGAUGAGGAAAGACUGAAACAAGAGAGAAUACAAGCGAAGAACACGAGGAGGAGGAUAUCACAAGGGGUCAAUGCCAUUAGCACCCGAAAGAUAAGCUUUAGUCAAGCUGCUUCCGGCACUUGUUCAGACCUCUCACCGGAUUUAGAACAAGCCAGACCCCAGAGCAGUGGUGAGGAAGAACUUCAGCUUCAGCUUGCACUUGCGAUGAGCCGGGAAGAAGCUGAGAAGAAGAAGGUUCCUUCAGCCCCGGAUGAAGAAGAAGAGCAGCAGAUUCAAGCAGCUUUAAACCAGAGUAAAGAAGAAUAUGAAAAGCAAAUUAGAUUGGCUCAAGGUGAGAAAUCCUUGCUUGAGAAGGCUCUGAACCAAUUCCAACCAUCUAGUGAAUAUCACGAAUUGGAAGCAGUGAGGAAACCAGAGAAAUCUGAGACACAUCUUUUGGAUCUGGUCGAUGUAUUUGGUCCUGCACCAUCAGCCUCUACAGACCCAUGGAAUUCUGUCUCUUUGCUGACUCCAAAUAAUGGCCCAACAAGAUCAGCUUCAUUUGGGUCCUUAUAUCCAACUUGGGCAACAACAGCAAAUGGAGCUUCAGCUACAGGUUCUUCCUCACUUCCUUGGGAUACCCCUUCACUUAGCACCCAGCUUCGAGAGGAUCAGACAAGCCAAAGCAUCAUUUUUGGCUCUGAAUCAUCGGCAGGUUUAAAGAAACCAACGAUUGUAGUGAAGAGUCCUGCUUCUGAUCCAUGGGGGGACAGUCUUCCAAGCCCUGAUGGCAACACCUUCAAGUCUUCCUCAAUGCCUGAAUCCCCUUUUGAACUAGAUCUCUUUGGAGAAGUAGUAUCUACCACAAAGUCAAACCCAGACAGCCUUGAUUUAAAGGCUCUUGAAGACUCCCUUGAUGAUGACAAGGCCAAUACUCGGUGCCGUACCCCAGAGUCCUUUUUAGACCCAGCUGCACGGUCGCUUGUCAAUCUGGAUAGUCUGAUCCCUGGCGCAGGUUUUAGUGCCAAGAACAGGAACCCCUUUGCUUCUGGGCGCAACGCCCCAGCUCCUAACAACCUAUCCCAACUUGGAGAGCAGAAACUCUCUCUAAACCAGAUGAGAACCACCUCCCCAGAGCCAGGUGCAGCCGCACCACUAAUACCAGUGCAGAAUGUUUCUACCAUGCCAGCCAUCUCUAUGGGACCCAUACCGAACACCUUACCAGCUUUCUCUACAGGGCCUGGCUUUGUUAUGCCAACUUCUAACCAGCUUCUGAUGCCACUGUAUGGCCAUCCAGCUGCAUUGGGAAUUCCUCCCUCACUGAGUGUCCCACUCCAUCAAGUGCCAGCUCUACACCAAGUGCCCAUCACUCUACCACCACCAAUACAGCCACAAUUUUCCCAGGGUGGGAACAAUCCUUUCCUGUGAUCACCAUUCAUGCAUUGCAGAUCACUUCUGUUGGCUGGGAUGAAUGAUUGUGGGUAUACAGACCAUUAUACAGUACAAUGAACUUUUGGCCACUUGUUGCGGUGGUAAAACUUAACAUACCUGCCUAAUUAGAACUUGCAAACCAAGAAGGAAGUGGAUUUAAAAGAAAUAAUGGCUUUAUUUUUACUUAUUUUCGUUCACCAAUUAGAUGGUCUUUGCUGCCCUUUCUAAUGGGUAAUUAUUAUGAAUCUGGAUCUGUGCCAGGCAGCAGUAAAUGCCUCUGGUCUAUAAAACGUGGGCACGCUAUCCUUACCUGCCUAUUGGCUCCUGGUGCCAGGAUUCAUUAAUAUUAUUGCUGAGUCAGGAGAAGAAUUAUUCAAAUGCCUCCUUCAGCUGGAAGAUAUAUCCUGAAACUGUCAUGUUACACUGGCAAUUAGCACAUCUCAUUUACAUAGCAAUUAGAUAAGGUGGAUGCCUUCUCACAAUGAGGGUUUUAAAGAAACAUGAUGACGUGGAUUCUUUUGUGUUCUGUUCUAUUUUGGGUCUAGCAAUGAGUUCUGUCACAAGCAGAGGCAGCGGUACAGGUGGUAUAUGAGGUGCUACUGUAUGGACAAAAUUAGGCCUUCUUAUUAUUAAGUUCUUCUAUGUAAAGAUCCAAAGCAAAUACACUACACAGGUAACAAAGGGGAAAUCUGAAGAUAUAUAGUAUUAACUGGAAUAAUAAAAGUAUUGAUUUUGUGUGGACAAA